UGGGGGUAAAUGAGUUGGCAUAUAUAUGUGGUGUGUUGGCAUAUCAACAUGGCUUUAGUGUAAAAGUUACAUAUUAUAAGUAGAUAUAGGGCAUAAUGGGGGAAACGGAUUCUUAAUCAAUCGACUUCUUCAAUUGACUUCUUCAACAUGACUUCUUCAUCUCGAUCCUCCAACUCAUGCUCAAGGUCAAAAGUUUCCAAGUCAAAGAGCACAAUUGAUAAGGAAAAUCCUUGUGAUUGUGGGUUUCCUUCUUGUAUCUGGAUAUCAACAACAGAGGCAAAUCCUGAUAAAAAAUUUAGGGUUUGUCCUAACUCUUUGAUGAAGGAUCCAAAGGAUAAAUGUGAUUUCUGGGAAUGGGUUGAUGAAGAUGAAGAAAUUAUAACCAAGAACAAGAAUAAGAAAGAUGAAGAACAUGAUUUCAAUAGUGAAGUGAAGAUUGCAAUAUCGGAACAUGAUUUCAGUGAAUACAAUGUGAAGACUGAUAUGGAAUUGAAGUACAUGAUGUAG
Molecule: messenger RNA, 507 nt
Organism: Lactuca saligna
Lineage: Eukaryota; Viridiplantae; Streptophyta; Magnoliopsida; Asterales; Asteraceae
Source: the annotation of a GenBank genome assembly